UCGUUAAUUUUGGCCAGAGUAGUUGGUUACAAUCUGGAUAAUUAUAUAUUUUAAAACUUCAAGUACACAAUAAAAACCAGGUUGUUUUGCAUAAAAAGUGUUGCAAAAUGGAUUUAAGAUAGUGGAAAUUGACAUGUAAUUGAAUUUGUGAAGAAGUUUUCAGGUUACUUGCAUCACAGUAAAUUGUAUAUAUUAGCUUGAAAAGCUGAUUUAAAGACGAAAUCUAUAAAUGAGCAGCUUACAUUAAGCGUGUCUUACAAUGAAUCCCUCCGAGUUGCGUAUGAUGUGGAUGAGUCAUUAUAAUCCAGAACGCAUCACAGUGGAGGACGCACCUUCAUUCUUUGGACAUCCAUCAGUGGGACUUUCUGUAAUGGAUGAUUUAGCUUCACAUCAACAAACAAUGGACUUGAAUCCAAUGAUGAGCAUUGUUGGGGGGGAUUUUAGUGGUCAGGCGGCAGCAGCAGCAGCGGCGGCGGCUGCAUUAGGCGUACAACCAACAGCUCUAAUUGCGGCAAACUCGAAUGACAUUUACGGCCUGGCACAAGUUGGCGGAUUGCACCAGCAAUUGCUUCAACAAUCUGCAGCAGCCGUUUUUCAAAAUUAUACAGAGGUCAUUGAUGAUGAUGAUGCUACCGGCGGAGUCGUUAUAAGUGGUGGCAGUGGUGGCAAUGUCAGCAUUAUAGAUAAGUCUUUAGCUACACAAUUUGUGCAUAGCGAUGAGCCACAGCCUAUAUACGAUCAGUUGGAGGAUGGCGGCUACGAUGAUGGCCUGGCACCAAAACAGGAAAUUAUCAAUAUUGAUGAUUUUGUUAUGAUGACUGACUCCAAUUCGUACGAUGGUACAGAAUUCAUGACUGAUGAGAGAGAUAUGGCCGAAGGUAGUAGUGGUGGCGUUGAUAUUGCUCAUGCACAUGGUAUGGAUGAAAAUGGUGUAUUGGUGCCAUUGGACAGUGCGCACAAAUUAAUGGGCGAUAGUGGCGAUGAUUUGUUGGUGCCCGCCUCCACAUCCGCCGCAUUACAGGCAGCAACGUCAACCUCGUCAAGGGGAAUUGGUGGUGGUGUUGGAGGACCAGGGCACCAUCGCUCAUCGCAACGUAAGACCCGCAAAAUUGAGCCGGUCAACAGACCAGGACUGGUGCUGAAGACACCAAUAGCAUAUAAGGGGAACAUAGAUCCAUCGGUUAUACCAAUUCAAAAAGAUGGCAUGGCCGUCUGUGAGCGCUGCGGUGCCAUCGGUGUAAAGCACACAUUCUAUACUAAAUCUCGGCGAUUUUGCAGCAUGUCCUGUGCACGUGGUGAACUUUAUUCUUUGGUAGUCAACAACACAAAAAUGGCUGGUGGUGCGCAGCAACAACAGACAAUUUCUAAUUCACCUGUACAUGACAAUGUUGAUGGCGCUACUUGCAGUAACAAUGGUAAUAGCAACGACACACAACAACAACACGACACUCAACGCCAACAAUCCGAUAUUGAGUUGGCGUUACGUGUUGCUCAUAUUAAGAAUUCGAAUUAUCGUUUUCGCAUCACAGACCAAUCGAAAAUUACCCAAAUCAAUGGUUUUGGCGAGCCAAUCAUGUCCACCGAAUUGACAGGGAUGGAUGACACUGGGGGACUAGCAGCACUAAAUAGUGAGGAUGGAGCUUUGAGUUUAAGUGCGGCCGGUUUGGUUGCCACGCCAAAGGCUCUCCAAAUGUAUCGGGAUGUUUUGCCACAAGAGGACCUGCCACAAAUACCGAAAUUCGAACGUCUGCCCGUUUCGUGCCCGCAAAUGGAAAAGAUUAUUAGUAUACGUCGGCGCAUGUACGAUCCGACGCACUCAUUCGAUUGGACACAGCGUUUGUCACAUGCCAAUUUUUUUGCUGCCCCUGUUACUUGCUUCCCACAUGCACCUGGCUAUGAGGUGUGGGACAGCAUCGGAAUUGACAUGAAGGUGGAAGUGGAGAACACGGAUUGUGAUACCACGGAGGUGAUACAGCCGGGGCAGACGCCACAUUCAUUCUGGGUUGCGACCAUCUUAAAUAUUUGCGGGUACAAAGCAUUAAUGCGAUACGAAGGCUUUGAUGAGCCCACUCAUGAUUUCUGGGUAAAUCUCUGCAAUGCAGAAGUGCAUUCGGUCGGUUGGUGCGCGACGCGCGGCAAACCUCUCAUACCGCCUCGCACUAUAGAGAAUAAAUACAAAGAUUGGAAGGAUUUUCUUGUGGAACGUUUGUCUGGCGCGCGUACACUGCCGUCCAGCUUUUAUAAUAAAAUCAAUGACAGCAUGCAGUCUCGUUUUCGGCUGAGCUUGAAUUUGGAAUGUGUAGACAAAGAUCGAAUCUCACAGGUUCGCCUUGCAACAGUGACGAAAAUUGUAGGUAAACGCCUGUUCUUGCGAUACUUUGAUUCGGAUGACGGAUUUUGGUGUCACGAGGAUUCUCCUAUAAUACAUCCCGUUGGCUGGGCGACCACAGUAGGACAUAAUUUGGCCGCACCGCAGGACUAUUUGGAGCGAAUGCUGGCGGGUCGUGAAGCGAUGAUUGAAGUGCAUGAAGAUGACGCUACAAUUGAGCUUUUCAAAAUGAAUUUCACUUUCGAAGAAUAUUAUAUGGAUGGCAAAGGGAAUGGUUUUGUGGAAGGCAUGAAAUUGGAGGCUGUCGAUCCGCUUAACCUUUCUUCAAUUUGUGCUGCUACUGUAAUGGCCGUCCUAAAGUUUGGUUACAUAAUGAUACGCAUCGAUUCAUAUCAACCAGAUGCAACUGGGUCAGAUUGGUUUUGUUAUCACGAGAAGUCGCCCAGCAUAUUUCCAGUAGGCUUCUGCGCAUCCAACUCCAUCACAUUAACGCCACCCAAUGGGUAUGAUGUGAACACCUUUAGCUGGGAAACGUAUUUGCAGGAAACAGGUAGCAUUGCAGCUGGUCAACAUUUGUUUCACCGCAUUGUGCCCAAUCAUGGUUUUGAGGUCGGUAUGAGUCUUGAGUGUGCUGAUCUCAUGGAUCCGCGCUUGGUAUGUGUGGCGACAGUGGCACGCGUAGUUGGACGUUUGCUCAAAAUACACUUCGAUGGUUGGACCGAUGAGUACGACCAAUGGCUAGAUUGCGAAUCGCCAGAUGUAUAUCCGGUUGGCUGGUGCGUGCUAGUCAAUCACAAGCUUGAGGGUCCACCCGUUACAGUACAAUCAACAGCAAAGACGAACACGAAAGCGAAAAGUCCGAAGAAACGCAAGAAAAAAUCAAAUUUAAAAGGUGAAAAUUCAAAUAUAGCAAAACCGCGUACAAUUGCUUUGAAAACGAAUCCACACCUUCCAAAAUUGAGCAUUAAGCUGGAACUUAAACCGGAACAUCAUAAUGCCGCCUUCUACGAAGAUAACCACGAAGAUGACGACGAUGAUAUUGAAUAUGAGGAAGACAGUACGAGUCAUCGUUCUGGCCAAUCCACUCCAUUAUCACACAAUGAUGGCAGUCAACAGGCGUUAAUCGAGAAGGCAACGGCAGUACAGCAAGUGCUAGCGACUCAACCGCCAGCGCCAACGCGAUGUUCAAAUGCAGUUGUAAAAAAAUCGGUGUCACCAGCACCGCCCGUUGUAGGACGCAAGGCUACCAGUUAUAUUGGGAACUCCUCCGUUUGCAAUAGCAAAUACAUUCCGCGUCUCAUUGAAUCAUCCUCGAAUGACAACAAUAGCAGCAGCAGUAGCACCAACAAUAAUAGUCAAAACGCGGAUCCGCACGCUGACCUCAUACCCGACACAUGGAACGUCUACGAUGUGUCGCAGUUUUUGCGCGUCAAUGAUUGCACGGCGCACUGUGACACAUUUUUACGGAACAAGAUUGAUGGUAAACGUUUGCUCCAACUUUCCAAGGAUGAAAUAAUUACGUUGCUUGGUAUGAAGGUGGGUCCCGCGCUAAAGAUCUCCGAUUUGAUACAGCAGCUGAAGUGCAGAGUUAACCCGGGCAAGUCCAGGUUGCAUAAGGCAAACAAAACGUUUUUAUAGUGCCUUUUGAAGCGACCGCAUCAGUUAUUAUCAUCAAAACCACCCAAGCCAAUAUUUCGGCCUAAGCUCUCUUCACAUAGAAACUCGUCACAAUACUGCAAAGUAUUUAAUAUAAACACAAUAACCAUUAUAUGAUUACCUUAUCAUGUGAGAGUGCCUCCAAUGUAUGCUGAAAUCUAUUUAAAUAUGCUAUCAGUGAGAAAACAAAGAAUUCAUAAUUGAUUAAACGAGACGGGUUAGCUGACACUGACAAUUGAUUUAUAAUAGAACUAUACGUUUUUGAGUUUUAGUUAAGAAGAAAUAAGCUGAAAUAGCCAACUGUACGAAAAAAGCACUAAAAAGAAAAAAACAGAAAAAAGAAGAAAAACGAGGAAAUCCCAACAAGGAAGAAAUGAAAAUACCUAUAUGUAUGUUUAAUUAAAGUUUUCUUUUCUGACGUAGAGUAGAUACUUACUUUAUAAAAUUUUCACUUCAUAUAUAUUUUUAAUACCUAGUACACCGUAGUACAGUAACUCUAUUUUAGCUAAACACAUGAAGAUACAGUUUGUCUUAUAUAUAAUUGUAUGCAAUUUUUUCUGUUCAAGAGAAAACGAAGUAAAUUAUAAAAAUUUAGCACAUCCGUAGACUGAAAAAUAAUGAUGAAAAGAAAAUAGCAAGCACACCUUAUUGCGCUAACAACAAAACCACAAUCAAUGAACUUUACACUACAUAACAUUUUCUAAUGUUAGGCAUAAUAUAGGUCUACUCGUAACACAAAAUAACAACAACCACGCAAUAUAAAUGCCUUUUCUUUAUAAAAUCAACUGGAUAAAUAUUUUACUAAGAAAUUGAUUCUUUAAAACCUCAAAUACAAAAUUUGUUGGACCGAAACCAACGCCCAACAACAUAAUAUAUUGAAGAUGCACCUUUGCACAUGGAAUAAGUAUUUUUUAAAAUUUCUGCUAAAAUAAAAACUUGACUAUUUAAAAAUGCAACUGUUUGCCAAAAAAAAAAAAUUUGAAUACUGGUAAAAUUCGUAGCUAAAUUUAUCACUUUUGAAUGCUUAAUUUGAAAUGGUGUAGGGCUUCAUCUACUAAAAUUUUCUAAUGCCACCGCGUAAAGGCGCUACUUUUCAGGUAUGUACGUCAACGACACACAUAAUUUGCGGGAAAGAUUCUGUUGCAUGCGGGGUAAUUUGGGGUAGUGACCUUACAUACAUUUUUGUUUUUUAGGAAAAAAUUAAAGAACUAGGAUUGUUGAUAUAUCGCUUCUGACAGUCCUCUUUAAUUCUUAUCGAUACUUUUAGUUAUCAGUUACGUGGAGAGAUUAAUUGAAAGGCAAACUGAAUUAAAAUUGAUUAAAAAACUACAUACUUGUUUGUAAGUUAAUAUUUUUUUAUUUUAUUGUAAACAAUCAAGUGCUGGCUGGUGCUUUCCAUUAAAAUUGUGAAAAGCAACAAAUAUAUGUACUAAUAAAGUAUGACAUAAUUUGAAAGAAAUUGAAAAAAACUGUGUUGGCCGAUUUAUCGAUAUUUUGAAAACGCAACAACAUUUCCAUCACUCAAUAUGUGAUAAAUAUUUUGAAAAAUAUCAACAAUCCUAAAUAAAACACCGUUAACAGCAUGCGCGAACCCAUAAAACUAUCACUUUUAAUGGGGUUUACAUAUCGCACCCUAAAUACAAAAGGGUCAAAACUCAAAAUGUACUUCUGCUCAAAUAUGAACGAGACGUUAUCAAUAAAACGGUCCGCGGAUGACAUAUGGCAAAAAUAAAUUUUUUGUUUUUUUGGUAGGACUGUUAUAAGCUUACAUGGCAAAUUUCAGCGUGAUAUGUCACAUAGUUUGUUUUCUGUGCUACUGUAAACAAAUCAAGCUCGAGUGUGGAAAAUUUUGAGUUGUGACCCUUUUGUAUUUAGGGUGCGAUAUAUUUUUGCGAUCUCACAGUAGCGAGUAAAAUUUGUAUACUAUAAAAUAGUUUCUCUAAAAAUAUAAUAAAAUUACAUAUAAAGCAAUUUAAUAGAAAGUUGAAUGUAAAGUUAAAAUUUUGUAUAAAACACCCCUUUCAUUAUCUCAAUUAGUACUUUGCGACCAUGUGACGCCUGUUAAUUGAUGUGCGAUGUGAUGAAAUACUGCAUGGGAAAAACAUUAACCGAUAAAAGUCGCCAAUAGUUCUGAAAAUAGCAUCCGAUCAAGGGCUGUCAGCCAGCAUCAUUCUAUAAAUGUUUACAAUAAUGUUUUAAGCUGUUACAACAAUAGCGACAACAUAAGUUCUGAAUCUAAAAACUUAAUUUACUCGCUUUUAAAUCACUCACUUUGGUAAUACGUAAAUUUAGUUCUGUAAUAAUGGUAAAUCUAGUUGUAGAAGUAAAAUUUAAUUCGCGUCCCACUAAAUUUUAGAUACAUACCUAUUAUGUGCAAAUAGGUCUUAACAGCUUAGGAAUACAUACACAUGUAUGGUACAUAUGUACAUAUGAAUGUAUGUACACGUAUGCGACGAAUUGAUUAGAUAUAAUACGAUCAGGGAAUAAUUUCAGUUUUUUUGUAACUCAAGUGCUGUUGUAAACAAAAUACUACCAAUCAGUGAACAUAGAAGAUGAUAAUAUGACAAACCUGCUGCAGCUACAUAGAUGGUUAACAUAUGCGUGUUUAUCUUGUUUUUGACAACUCACUCCCCUUAGAAUAGUCAAAUAAAUAAACUAAAUGAAGAGUAAAAUAAAAAAA
Messenger RNA from Anastrepha obliqua, 6665 nucleotides. RefSeq names its product polycomb protein Sfmbt (gene Sfmbt). NCBI's taxonomy places the organism in Eukaryota, Metazoa, Arthropoda, Insecta, Diptera, Tephritidae. The record is from RefSeq and is a predicted model, not a curated record. The transcript has 10 exons. Gene Ontology annotation, cellular component: nucleus. Gene Ontology annotation, biological process: regulation of DNA-templated transcription; heterochromatin formation. Gene Ontology annotation, molecular function: zinc ion binding. The coding region runs from base 260 to 3967 and encodes 1235 amino acids.